AUGGGAAAAUCAAAAUCAGCAACCACCAACACCACAACUCUAACUAAUGGUUCGCCCACCAUCCGCCGCUCCGCGCUAACCGAGUGCUCUCUGUCCCACCUCACUCCCUCGGACUAUAUCGCGCGGAGCGUCCUCACGGCUGUCACCAUCACCGGCGUGAGUGGCAUCGACAGAACCACAGCCUCAACCUCAGCGUCAACUUCCGCCUCGGCCUGUUCAUCCAAUCUAUUAACAACGAGCAUCAGCCGCUCCACCUGCACCAGCUGCACCAUCACACACUCCCACCUGCAUCACUGCAUCUUCGCCAACUGCACCCUCACCAACGUCUCCUCCAGCAAAUUCGUGCAAGCCGACCACUGCACUCUAGAGAAUGUCAUCUCGCUCCGGAGAUGCACCAUCAGCGACUCGAUCAUCGGCGAGUGGUCAUGGAUGACGCGCUGCGAGAUGAGAGCCUCGAAGAUUGGAGGCGCGAGUGCCCUUCGGCGUAGCACCGUCAGUGACUGUCGCGUGACGGGCAGCCGGUUGAAGAAGGCAAGACUCGUGAAUUGCGAGGUUGAAGGGUGUGUGGUUGUCAAUACUGAGCUUAAGGGGGUGGUGGCCAAGAAUGGGGUGUGGAAGAAUGGAAGCUUGGUGGGCAGGGUGGAUCAGAGCAAGGAUGUGGUGAUUGUGGGCAGGGAUGGGAAGAAUAAGAAGAUUGAGAACGCGGUCGGAGUGAAGGGAAUUGUAGCUGAGAAAAGGAGCAUGGAAAGGGACCUGAUUGAGAGUAGUGACGAUGGUGCUGAAAUUGAAGGUUGGGAAAGAAAUGGCCGCCGACAAAUCUGUGAACUUCAAGGCACGGAGCCGCCACCCCCUUAUACAGCUUGA
Aspergillus aculeatus ATCC 16872 is the source of this 864-nucleotide messenger RNA. RefSeq lists its product as uncharacterized. Bases 1 to 864 code for a protein of 287 amino acids. The record is from RefSeq and is a predicted model, not a curated record. NCBI's taxonomy places the organism in Eukaryota, Fungi, Ascomycota, Eurotiomycetes, Eurotiales, Aspergillaceae. The transcript has 2 exons.